AUGCUUCGCUAUCUUCCCGCCUUGGAAGCCUACCGUACAAAUCCCGAGAACUGGAAUGCCUUUACGCGGUCCAAUGCGACCGCUUCUACGGUGGAUGUGAUUGCCAACGAGUCUCCUCUGAUGCUACUGCCCACCACUAGCAACAGCUUUGACUUUCAAUCGAUGGACGGGAAAUCGAUUUGUCACAUGAUCGAGAUGAAUCGAUUCACGAUGCAACGAGGUCCUCAGCGGCUCAACUUUCCAUCCAGUUAUCCUCUGGAAAGCAUGGCGGCCGUGAUUAUGGCCAUGGAACACUUGAAUACUGGCAAUGGCGUCGUGGUACCCGAGAUUGAGGGACUCGACGAGAGAUGUGGUAUCAGAUUUACAUCCGAGUUUUGGGAUACCGUCGGAAUGGAAGAUGUCGCCAUGGGGUUGGUAGUCGAUGCUAUCAGUCAGCGACGUACUCCUGCACAGCAACAACCGUGUGCCUUUCAAGGAGCCUUUCGAUCCUCUGUCAAUAUCGCCACGGCACUUUACACCAGUCUCAUGGGAUUCCCACAAGUCUCGACUCUGACGUAUCAACCCGAAUUGGCCAAUCGAGACAUUUAUUCACUCUACGGGAGUCUCAAUCCCAUUAGUGCCGCACUGCCCUUCCUACAAUUCAUCACGCAAGUGCUCGGCAUUCAACACAUGGCAGUCAUCUAUCCCGAUACGGGGUCCGGUUUGUCUUGGGCCAAUCCACUCAGAGAAGCGGCAGCACGACAUUACCCCGACUUUGUGCUGGAACUGGUCGGAUACACCUACCGACCCGAUUACGAUUUCAAUACCACCGUACAACUCCUCAAAGAGACCAACAUUCGAUACAUUUACAGUGUGGCCGGUACCGUUGAAUAUCCACAACUCAUUCAAGAAGCGUUCCAGCAGGGCAUUGCCGGACCAGAGACUGGAUACACUUGGAUUACUUGGGUCGGGAUUGCCCAACAGUUCCUCCUCAACAAAGAGUUCCUCCCGGAUGACCCCAUGUUCCUCGCCGCCCAAGGCAUGCUCAUUUUCGAUUCCACCCUCCGCAGUAUUCCCGGCGUCGGUCGUUACGAUGCCUUUAUUGAAGAGCGUGCCAAAUUGGCACACAAUCCCGAGGAUAUCGCCUACUUGCAAUCCAAACUUCCCAAGAAUACACCUGAAAAUUACGACAAUACAUUCGAUCCCAGCAUUCUCACAGGCAUUGGUCGGUUCACCGGAACUGCCGCCACUUUGUACGAUGCCACUGUGGCAUUGGGGUUGGGAGCCUGUGCGGCCAAUACAUCCACCCUAUUGGAUGGACCCACCCAUUAUCAAGGAUUCCUCAAUGUCUCCUUUGUGGGGGCGAGUGGAUUGAUUCAACUCGAUCCCGUCACUGGUACUCGCGAUGCCACUUCCAAUCUCUAUGCGCUGACCAAUAUGGUGCCCACACCUAGCACCGCCAGUGGUAAUAUGACGUACACCGAAGUCAAGACACAUUACUACGAUCAAGGGCAAUGGGUCAAACUGGAGGAAAUGGUCUUUAGCGAUGGAUCCAACACACCACCACCAGCCAUUCCACCCAUCACCGUCGAUACGCAUUCCAUUAGCAGCGGACUCCGAGCGGUAGGACUUGUCAUGGGAACACUCGCCAUCUUGUCCGCUGUGGGUGGAGCCAUUUGGACCAUUCUGGCGCGUGAACAACGCAUCGUCAAGGCAUCGCAACCCAUCUUUUUGCUCCUCAUUUGUGCCGGAGUUCUACUCAUGUCAUUGGCCAUUAUUCCCAUGAGUAUCGAUGACAAUGUCGUCGACGAUCCCGAUGCCGCUUGUGCCACAAUUCCCUGGUUGUUGUCGUUGGGCUGGUGUGUUACAUUUUCCGCACUCUUUAGCAAGACACGACGCGUCAAUAUCAUCUUUCACAAUCCCGGGUUUCGACGGGUCAAAGUGAAUGCCAUUGAUGUCAUGAUACCCAUGGGCGUUUUGUUGCUCCUCAAUGUCAUUGUGCUGGCCAUCUGGAAUACGAUGUCUUUGGUAGACCCAGUGAAUCCGUUGGACAAUGUGUCACGGAUCAUGUGUGGCCCUUUUUGA
Messenger RNA from Seminavis robusta, 2064 nucleotides. The record is from the annotation of a GenBank genome assembly. Lineage: Eukaryota; Bacillariophyta; Bacillariophyceae; Naviculales; Naviculaceae.